AGGUCGUCCCGCUCACCGAGGUCGUCCCGCUCACCGAGGUCGGUCGUCCCACUCACCCAGGUCGUCCCGUCGUCCCGCUCACCCAGGUCGUCCCGCUCACCCAGGUCGUCCCGCUCACCCAGGUCGUCCCGCUCACCCAGGUCGUCCCGCUCACCGAGGUCGUCCCGCUCACCGAGGUCGUCCCGCUCACCGAGGUCGUCCCGCUCACCGAGGUCGUCCCGCUCACCGAGGUCGUCCCGCUCACCGAGGUCGUCCCGCUCACCGAGGUCGUCCCGCUCACCGAGGUCGUCCCGCUCACCGAGGUCGUCCCGCUCACCGAGGUCGUCCCGCUCACCGAGGUCGUCCCGCUCACCGAGGUCGUCCCGCUCGCCGAGGUCGUCCCGCUCGCCGAGGUCGUCCCGCUCGCCGAGGUCGUCCCGCUCGCCGAGGUCGUCCCGC
Messenger RNA from Ixodes scapularis (black-legged tick), 438 nucleotides. RefSeq names its product serine/arginine repetitive matrix protein 5-like. The record is from RefSeq and is a predicted model, not a curated record. The annotation marks the transcript as partial. Lineage: Eukaryota; Metazoa; Arthropoda; Arachnida; Ixodida; Ixodidae. The transcript has 3 exons.